AUGUUGUGGGUUGAUAAGCACCGACCGCGCCAACUCGCGCAGCUGGACUAUCAUGAGCCUCUGACCAACCAGCUGCAGAAAAUGGCCACUGCAGGGGAUUUCCCGCAUCUGCUUUUCUUUGGCCCCACGGGAGCCGGCAAGAAGACCCGAAUCAUGGCCCUUCUUCGUGAAUUGUUCGAUGCCGGUGUGGAAAAGCUGAAAAUCGAUCACAGAGACUUUAAGGUGUGCCUCUUUCCCCAUAGCUGCAGUUCAUGA
Messenger RNA from Acanthamoeba castellanii str. Neff, 255 nucleotides. RefSeq names its product replication factor c subunit. Gene Ontology annotation, molecular function: DNA clamp loader activity. Gene Ontology annotation, cellular component: DNA replication factor C complex; nucleus. NCBI's taxonomy places the organism in Eukaryota, Discosea, Longamoebia, Acanthamoebidae. Bases 1 to 255 code for a protein of 84 amino acids. The transcript has 3 exons. Gene Ontology annotation, biological process: DNA repair; DNA-templated DNA replication. The record is from RefSeq and is a predicted model, not a curated record.